AAAUUUCAAUUCAUUUUACGCUUUUUAGAGAAAUGCUGAAGUAUUGGUCUUCUAUUAUAACGUGUUCUUGAUGCCGGUGCCAAACAAUUCGCCUGUUUUACUUGGGUCUCAGUGUCGUGCUACUAAACUAAGCAAAAAGAAAUUCCUCCGUUUUAAAGCUAACCGAGUUUGGAAGUGGGAAGUUUUCCAAAACCGAAAACAAAAUUUUCAGAAGCCAAAGGUCAAAGACGAAAGAUGCAGAGGCUUCUUUCUCUGAAACAAGCUUCAUCAUCAGCCUUCACCAGUUCCUGUUCAUCACUUCUCCAUUCGCUUCCGUACAAAACCUUCUCUUCCGUCGCCAACCCAACCCCCCAAAACCACUUUAUAAGUUCUGCAUUCUCGAACCAAUGGCGAUCAAAGCCUUGUUUUACUGGGGAAACUCAGGGGUUUCUCUCAUACCCAAAUUUUCCAAAGCGUUUUUGGUUUUAUUUCUCAAAUACCCAUCAGAAGGUUUCAAGCAAAAGUCUUUUGGGUUGCAGAGUUCGGUUUUUCAGACCUCAUAUUCCCAAAAGCAGAUUUGGUUUUGGUCCGAAUCGUGGUCUUCUGAAGAGCCGUUGGAGAUUAUGGUUCCAAAGGUUUUCAGCAAGUGACAUGGUUUUGGGCCUGGUUUUAACUAAUGUUGCAGUUUUUUUAUUAUGGCGGAUUGCAGAUAGACGAUUUAUGAUGGAUAACUUUAUGGUUUCAUUGGACAAUUUUAAAAGUGGACGCUUGCAUACACUGAUCACUUCAGCUUUCAGUCAUAUUGAUAUUGAGCACAUUGUGUCUAACAUGAUUGGACUUUAUUUCUUUGGAUAUAAUAUUGGAAGAAUCUUUGGACCUGAAUAUUUGCUGAGGUUGUAUCUAGCUGGGGCAAUGGGUGGUUCAGUGUUUUACUUGGUGCACCAUGCAUUUUUGGCUAAGGGACAAGCAACAUGGAUGAUGGACCCUUCAAGGACUCCAGGAUUGGGGGCAAGUGGAGCUGUUAAUGCUAUAAUGCUGCUUGAUAUAUUUCUGAACCCAAAAGCUACUCUUUAUUUUGAUUUCAUCAUACCAGUGCCUGCCAUGUUACUGGGCAUAUUUCUAAUUGGGAAAGAUAUAUUGAGGAUAAUAGAGGGAAAUAGUCAUAUAUCAGGAUCAGCUCACUUGGGAGGUGCUGCAGUUGCGGCAAUAGCAUGGGCUCGACUUAGAAGGGGACGCUUCUGAAUUAAAUAAUAGACCUGCUAGCUGACAUUUACUUGCUCUUGUAUGUUGCUUUGCCACAUGUUUCAUUUUAGUUGCUUUCUUUGUGUGUACCAAUUACAGACGGUGAAAUGACUAAAAUAUUCAUUUUUAUAA
This is a messenger RNA of Gossypium arboreum, 1353 nucleotides long. RefSeq names its product RHOMBOID-like protein 12, mitochondrial. The record is from RefSeq and is a predicted model, not a curated record. The transcript is spliced from 8 exons. NCBI's taxonomy places the organism in Eukaryota, Viridiplantae, Streptophyta, Magnoliopsida, Malvales, Malvaceae. Bases 235 to 1221 code for a protein of 328 amino acids. Gene Ontology annotation, molecular function: serine-type endopeptidase activity. Gene Ontology annotation, cellular component: membrane.